CACGGCAUCAAUACCUCUAAGCAUAAAAUAGUUUUGUUAUCUAAAAUGACAAAAAUGCUACAAUUGAUUUCCAUAUGCAAGUAUUCCUAUUUUAUAUAAAAGUCAUCAGUGGGUAAUUUUGAAAAUACAAAUCAAUUUCAUAAUUUACCCAAAUAAAAAUUCUAGUAGUUAUUUCACAAUAAAGAUACACAAAUGGUUGAAGUACAAAAAUGCCCUUUCACUACCCACUAACUAGAGGCAGAGCCCCCAAUGGAUCUCGAUCUUCAUACGCAUGAGGCCCCAUAAACAGAGAUAUAAAUACCAAUAAAAGCAGGGACCAACAUCGCCGCCGGCCACUAGUUCGGAAGUUAUGGCGUCGAACCACACCGGUGAUGAUAAGACUGACAGGGAGGAGCAAGAAGAGGCUUUAAUAGCUUUGAUUGAACACCGCGCCAAAGAAGUUGAUCAUCUCCGUACGCGUGUCGCCUACUAUAAAUCCGAGCUUGAUGAAUCUGAGAAGAGGUUGGAGGAAACACAACGCAAAUUGGCACGCCUUAGAAGUCGAGGGAAUCCUGUGGCAUCUACAAAUAUUUCUUCUCAAAAUGGUGUAAAAGUGAAAGAAGAGAGGAGAUCAUGUAGCCCUGUAAAAAUAAAAACCAGUGAACAUUCUUUACCAAAUCAUGGUGAUAGAGAUAGAGGUAAUGGAAACUCCUCUGCCUCCAAGAGCUACACGCCAGAUCUUCCUAAAAUUCCAAAACAAGAACAGAGACCACAACUUGUUAUCCCUGCAGUAAAUCCAAAACCAUCUAUAAAACUGGUAGAAACUGCCACUAAACCUUCAACAUCAGUUCCAACAUAUGCCAAAAGCAUUGUCAAAGAAAAAGGACAUAGAAAUAGAACCCCUCAUGAACAGGAAGCUGUUGAGACUCCAUCCAAAGGGACAAAAAGGAAAUUUGAGCAGCGUGAACAUGUAGAUUUAAUUCAGAUGGUAUCCAGUUCAUCUUCACCACGUACAAUCAAUUGCCAGACUUCCAACCACAUCUCAUGCCAGCAUAAGAGAAAGCUCAGAAGUCUUGCCUUGUGUCCUACAAAUGAUCAGCUUUUUGUGACCAGUGCUCUGGAUGGACUUGUAAAUCUGUGGCAAAUUCAAUCCAGAGGAUCAAGUGCAUAUCUUCUUAGUACAGCUGACUGUGCAUCCACGAAACACAGAAGGUGGCCAGAAGAUAUAGCAUGGCAUCCACAUGGCGGCAGCCUAUUCGCUGUCUACACUGCUGAUGGUGGGGACCCUCAGAUAUCAGUCCUCAAUCUCAAUAAACCAAAAGAGAAAAAACGUGUAACUUUCCUUGAAGAUAAACCACAUGUGAAGGGCAUCAUCAACACCAUAUCAUUCAUGCCAUGGGAAGAUACUUGUUUUGUAACUGGUGGAAGUGAUCAUGCUGUGGUUCAAUGGAGUGAUAAAAACGGGGAUGAUUCUUGGAAACCAAAAGUAUUGCACAGAAGUAUGCAUUCUUCAGCUGUUAUGGGAGUUGCAGGGAUGCAACAAAAACAGAUGGUGGUUUCUGUAGGUGCUGAUAAAAGGAUAAUUGGAUUCGAUUUACAAACUGGAAGAGCCGAUUACAAGCAUCAGAUUGAAAGCAAGUGUAUGAGUAUUCUACCAAAUCCUUGUGACUUCAAUCUUUUCAUGGUUCAAACCAGUACUCCAGAGAGGCAACUCAGAUUGUUUGACAUCAGAUUAAGGCGAACUGAAAUACACGAAUUCGGUUGGAAACAAGAAAGUAGUGAAUCACAAUCCGCUUUGAUCAACCAGACGUGGUCCCCAGAUGGUUUGUACCUAACCUCGGGUUCAGCGGACCCCAUGAUCCACAUAUUUGACAUUAGGUUUAAUGCCAACAAACCCUCGCAGUCAAUUAGAGCUCAUCAGAAACGUUGGCUGCUUGAAAUCUUUUGCAAUGUGAAAUUGUUCAAAGAAGAAAGUAACAACGUAUUCAUGUGUGUGAUUGCAAUUGGAGAUUGUUUUAAAGGAUUGGGUAGUUGCUGCUUGAAGUCUUUACGAACCAGAGAAUAA
Molecule: messenger RNA, 2044 nt
Organism: Lactuca virosa
Lineage: Eukaryota; Viridiplantae; Streptophyta; Magnoliopsida; Asterales; Asteraceae
Source: the annotation of a GenBank genome assembly